CACUUGCGCAUUUAUGACUUUCUCAUAUAAAAUCUAUUCUUAACUCGUCGAGCCAAAAAUACCGUGGAAACCCGAAAAAAAAGUAUUCAUUUUUGUGGCAAACUUGGAAGCACUGGAAACUGAAAAGUAGAGAUGGCUCAAAGAAUAGGGACGAAGUUGUUCGUGAGCAGAUUAUCGUUUUACACAACCAAAGACCAGUUGAAGAACUUGUUUUCUCCUUUCGGACAAGUUACCGAAGUGAAUCUGGUGAUGGAUUCCAAAACUGGAAGGACCAAAGGAUUCGGUUUUGUUUCCUACCAAUCUGAAAACGACGCACUCAAGGCUAUCAAAGCCAUGAAUGGCCGGAUAAUUGCAGGAAGGCUUAUUUUCGUUGAACCUGCUAAAGACACUAGAUGAUCCUGCAUGUUAGAGGCUUGUUUUACAUUUUGUUAUACAUUACCCAGAUAAUCCUUUUGCAUCAGAUAGCUUUUAGACUCGACUUGUUUCUCAAGAAUAUGUGAAUUUUCUAAUUCAAAUACCAUAAUACACAAAGUGGAGCUAAAUAUUCAAAAUUUGC
This is a messenger RNA of Arachis stenosperma, 556 nucleotides long. Its product is annotated as organelle RRM domain-containing protein 6, chloroplastic-like. The record is from RefSeq and is a predicted model, not a curated record. Gene Ontology annotation, molecular function: RNA binding. Bases 133 to 396 code for a protein of 87 amino acids. The transcript is spliced from 4 exons. NCBI's taxonomy places the organism in Eukaryota, Viridiplantae, Streptophyta, Magnoliopsida, Fabales, Fabaceae.